Bipolaris zeicola 26-R-13 is the source of this 153-nucleotide messenger RNA. RefSeq lists its product as uncharacterized. The record is from RefSeq and is a predicted model, not a curated record. Lineage: Eukaryota; Fungi; Ascomycota; Dothideomycetes; Pleosporales; Pleosporaceae. The transcript has a single exon. The annotation marks the transcript as partial.
ACCAGCGCAUGCGCUUCGCUAUAUUCCGGAGCAGCAGUCCAACCUCCUCGAAUAAAUCAUUUAAUCUUCAAAGAGAUGUCUCGGUUUGAAAAGCCGAUAUGCGUACCAAAUAGUCACUUGCUUCAGCAUCGCAUACCGAAUCGUGGGCGUUGA